AUGCUGACGUGUAUAACGUGCUCAAAGCAGCAGGUAGACGAUGGAGGUGAGGAAGUGGGGGCGCGUGGGGCACCCGCCACCAAAGACGCCGUCAAAACCCUCACCACGCAGAUGAAGGACAUGGCGUUGAAAGUUUCUGGGUCUUCAAAGGGAAAGCCACCCACAGGGCCAGGGAACAAAGGGUACAACUACAGAGCCUACACAGAUUAUGACACGACAUUAUCUAAAGGAAUCAAAUAUCCUUACACGAUACAACCACCUGAAAGUUCAAGUUCAGUCCCUCCAGUUUGGGAUGGGGGAUAUGAACCCCCUCGACAAUCCGGUCAUUUGGUUUUGGAUGAGGAUGAUGACCCUAUAGAAUGGAUGGCUCAAGUGGAGCCCGGUGUUCAAAUUACAUUUGUGUCCUUGCCUAAUGGUGGAAACGACCUCAAACGGAUUCGAUUCAACCGAGAGAUGUUUGACAAAUGGCAAGCGCAAAGAUGGUGGGGAGAGAAUUACGAUAGAAUUAUGGAGCUGUACAAUGUGCAGAGGUUCAAUUGUCAGGCGCUUGACACGCCUUCUAGGUCUGAGGAUGGAGGGAGGGAUUCGUGUUAUUCGAAGCUUGGAUCAGUGAAGGACAGCCCGAUGAUGAACCCAAUGAGGAACCAUCAGUAUAAUAAUGUGGGUCCCGGUGGGGGUGGUGUGUAUGGUGGGCCAUCGUCAAUGUCCAUGGAUGCAUCGAGGACCACGACAUCGUCUCGAGAUGAGGCGGGGUCGGUUUCGAUUAGUAAUGCGAGUGAUGUUGAUUCGGAGUGGAUAGAGGAAGAUGAGCCCGGUGUUUAUAUUACAAUCAGACAAUUGGUGGAUGGAACACGUGAGCUUCGGCGUGUCAGAUUCAGUCGUGAGAAGUUUGGGGAAGUGCAUGCAAAGCAAUGGUGGGAACAAAACCGGGAGAGAAUACAAUCUCAAUACCUUUAACAAUAACAACGAGGAUGGAUAUACUACUACUAAAAAACUCCAAUCUAACGAUAUACUAAGAUUUUUCUUUCUGUUUUGUCAUCCAUUUCAAACAGACUUUUGUUGUGUUGUGUUGUGUUGUUGGUAUAGCCCUGGUUUUGGGCAUUCUUAUACUUAGCCACCCAUAUUUUAUUUCGUUUUUUUGUCCAUCUGUAUGUUUUGGUUAUUUUAGUUGGUAUGUUGUAUUUAUUUACACUCGGAAAACAGAAAUUAGCAGUC
This is a messenger RNA of Lactuca virosa, 1215 nucleotides long. The record is from the annotation of a GenBank genome assembly. NCBI's taxonomy places the organism in Eukaryota, Viridiplantae, Streptophyta, Magnoliopsida, Asterales, Asteraceae.